This is a messenger RNA of Corylus avellana, 1980 nucleotides long. The record is from RefSeq and is a predicted model, not a curated record. NCBI's taxonomy places the organism in Eukaryota, Viridiplantae, Streptophyta, Magnoliopsida, Fagales, Betulaceae.
AUGGGCUUCAACCUCUGCAUAACCCUUGUGUUCUUCUCCAUGCUGAUCACCUACCAUAGCCAAACCGGAACUGAAGCUGCUCUAACUUACUUCGACCAUUUCUGCCCCAACACAACUACAUCCACCGCCAACAGCACCUAUCGAUCCAACCUCAAUCACCUCUUCGCUUACCUUUCCUCCAACGCCACCAGCAACUUGGAAUUCUACAACGCCUCCGCCGGAAACUCCAUCGACAUGGCCUACGGCCUCUUCCUGUGCCGUGGCGACCUCCUUGCCGGAGCGUGUCGAGACUGUGUUGCCGGGGCAAUCGAAGACGUAGUCGUCCGCUGCCCCGACGAGAAAGUGGUUGUGGCUUGGUACGAUGAGUGCAUGUUACACUACUCUAACCGGUAUAUCUUCUCCACCAUGGUCCCCGACCCUACCUCUUACCUGUCGAGCACACAGAGUGUUUCGGAGGUGAAUCGGUUUGACGAGCUAGUGAGGGCGACAAUGAAUGAUUUGGCAACCGGCGUUUCAAAUGUUGUGUCUGGAGCCAAGAAGUUUGGGACGAAAGAAGCGAAAUUCACGGCGUCACAAACGCUGUACACCCUCGUGCAGUGCACGCCGGACCUGUCGGGUUACGAUUGCAGUAGAUGUCUUGAGAUAGCAAUGACAUAUUUGCCGGGUUGCUGUAGUGGAAAGAAAUGGGUCAUAGUUCUAUUUCCGAGUUGCAUUCUUAGGUAUGAUGUGUACCCAUUUUACUUGACGGUAAACACAUCGGCGCCAAUGCCAAAUCCAGAACUUGCUCCUCCACUUCCUAGGCAUGGAAAAGGUCAAAUCUCAUUGGUGGCAAUUGUUGCCAUUAUUGCUGCAAUUUCUGUGUGUUCGAUGCUAUUCGUUGUGGGCUGCUUCCUUACCAGGAGAGCAAGAAAGAAGGACAAUGCCAUACAGGAAGGUGCUGUUCUUUUGCAGCUGCUAAUGAUAUUACAAUUUGAUUUUGCUACAAUUGAAGCUGCCACCAACAACUUUUCAAAUGAUAACAAGCUAGGUGAGGGUGGAUUUGGUGCAGUUUACAAGGGAAUACUUUUUAAUAGACAAAAAAUAACUGUAAAGAGGUUAUCAAAAAGUUCUGGACAAGGAGCAGGAGAAUUUAAAAAUGAGGUUGUAGUAGUUGCUAAACUUCAACACAGAAAUCUUGUAAGGCUGUUGGGAUUUUGCUUGGAACGAGAAGAAAAGAUACUUGUCUAUGAAUUUGUGCAAAACAAAAGUCUCGACUACUUUCUAUAUGACAUUGAAAGACAAAGACAAUUGGAUUGGUCAACACGUUACAAAAUCAUGGAAGGGAUUGCUCGAGGAAUUCUUUAUCUUCACCAAGAUUCUCGGCUUAGAAUUAUACAUCGUGACCUUAAAGUUAGUAAUGUUUUGUUAGAUGAGGAUAUGAAUCCAAAAGUUUCAGACUUUGGCAUGGCAAAGAUUUUUGGAGUUGAUCAAACUCGGGGAAACACUCGUAGGAUUGCUGGCACGUUUGGUUACAUUUCUCCAGAGUAUGCCAUGCAUGGACAAUUUUCUGUAAAGUCAGAUAUAUAUAGUUUUGGUGUCCUAAUUCUUGAGAUUAUAAGUGGAAAGAAGAUUAGUUCUUUCAAUCAAUCAGAUGGUACUACUAGACACCUUUUGAGCUAUGCUUGGAAACUUUGGAGAGAUGGAACGCCUUUGGAUUUGAUGGAUCCAACAUUGGGAGACUCUUACUCGAUAAGUGAAGUCAUUAGAUGUCUCCAUAUUGGCUUACUAUGUGUACAGAAUGAUCCAGUUGAUAGGCCAACCACAGCAUCCAUAGUUCUUAUGCUAAACAGUUACUCAGUUCCUCUGCUGUCACCUCAGCAACCGGCAUAUUUCUUUAGUAGUGGUACAGAGCAAAACAUGCAAUUAAGGGAGCCAGGCUUAGAUCAAUCUGGAAGCAAAUCAUUGCAUUGGUCAGUCGAUGAAGCAUCUAUCAGUCGAUGA